Vigna angularis (adzuki bean) is the source of this 730-nucleotide messenger RNA. Its product is annotated as ethylene-responsive transcription factor LEP. The coding region runs from base 158 to 613 and encodes 151 amino acids. Gene Ontology annotation, biological process: regulation of DNA-templated transcription. Lineage: Eukaryota; Viridiplantae; Streptophyta; Magnoliopsida; Fabales; Fabaceae. The record is from RefSeq and is a predicted model, not a curated record. Gene Ontology annotation, molecular function: DNA binding; DNA-binding transcription factor activity. The transcript has a single exon.
AUAUCAGAUUAACACAUAAUAUUCUUUCUUCUACCAUCAUUCAUUGUUCCAUUUUCCACAUUAAUUUCACCGAUUAAACUAUAACCUUCUCAAUCAUUCUAUUUAUAUAUACCUUAAUUACUAUCAGUUAUGUAGAAAAACUCACUGCACCUUUUCUAUGUCUGAAACAGCUUCCACGACCAAGCCAAUGGAAGAUGUUCCUUCACUGAUUUACAAAAACCCCAUUAGGAGAAACUCUAGGCGAUCUACAAUGUAUCUGGGCGUGAGAAGAAGGCCAUGGGGAAGAUAUGCUGCUGAGAUUAGGAACCCUUACACCAAAGAGAGACACUGGCUAGGCACUUUUGACACUGCUGAAGAGGCUGCUAUUGCCUAUGAUCUUUCAUCUAUCAACAUUUCUGGUAUCAAUGCUCGAACCAAUUUUCAUUACCCUUUUCUGUCUCUUCCGCCACCUCCUAUCUCAUUGCCUCCUCCGCCGCCGCCACCUACCCCGGAGCUACAUCAAAGUGUUGGAGUUUGUCCGGAGAUGAACUCUGCUUUCGAUGGCGAUGAUGAAUCUCUGGUUAUUGCUUCCAUUUUGCAAAGCUUUUCUAACUCUGGUAACUGUUCUUUUUAGUUUUUUAUUCCAAUGAGACCUGAGAAAAGGUUAUAAUCAGCAUUUGUUAUUACUUUAUGGCUUCUACACGGAAAAUUCUACGUAUUCAAUCACCUGCAGCGAACCGCUAUUUAUUCA